Hansenula ciferrii is the source of this 1890-nucleotide messenger RNA. It is a transcript of the gene AEP3, whose product is annotated as Aep3p. Gene Ontology annotation, molecular function: protein binding. The coding region runs from base 1 to 1890 and encodes 629 amino acids. NCBI's taxonomy places the organism in Eukaryota, Fungi, Ascomycota, Saccharomycetes, Phaffomycetales, Wickerhamomycetaceae. The record is from RefSeq and is a predicted model, not a curated record. The transcript has a single exon.
AUGAGUCUGGUGAAAACAUUCAGGGAUUUUCUAGUGCGAUGCAGAGAGAAGAGUCUUAUAGUACCCAAGUCUGGAAGUGACUUGAAUUACUUUCCCAAUCACCUUAUAAAUGAAAUUAAAGAACUACCCACAACACAACAUAAAGAAGCACUCCCACCUCCUUUUUAUUUACAGGAAGGAUUCUCUAAUGAAGCAUCCAUGGUCAAAGCAUAUUACAGUGCUGUUGGUAAAGGAUCUAUGUUUGAGAGAAGGAUGGUAGAGGAUCAUUUAAGAGCCUUGGGUCCCACAUCAUUAAGAAGAUCUAAUAUAGAGAACAGUAAAGAUUUUGAUAAAGAAGCAGCUGAGUCCCAAAUAUAUGGUCAGAAGUUAAAAAUGUUGGCAGAUGAUCCAGAGUCUCAAUUUAAUCUAAACCAAGCACUCAUUCGUCAAAUUUUGGAGACUUUAGUCAUUAUUACACCUAAAGCUAAGAAUCCAAAUCAAAUAUCACCAAUUAAAUUAGAUGAUCCAGUGACUAAAACCCGUAAAAUUCAAUCAAAUUCAUAUACAGAGAUACCCCCAAUGCCAGAAUUUGGUGAUGAUGUCAAACUUUUUGAAAAUUAUAUUUUUACUUUAACACAUUGUACAUUCCAUUAUAAGAAAUCAUCAAAAUUCAAUGGAAUAAUUCCAAAGCUUUUAAAAAACUUGUUUCAUCCAUUAAAUUCUUCAACAAUACCAUUAAGAACAACACAAUCAUAUAAUGAUGCUAUACAUUUUUUUGCUAAGAAAUGGAAUAUAUCAACGUGUAAUGAACUCUUGGUACAAAUGGAACUAGAAAAUGUUUCACAAAAUACAACUACAUUCAACAUAUUGCUGAAGACUCUGCUAACAUCCAAACAUAUCAGACACUCAGUGAAUCCUUAUGAGGUAGCAGUAAUGAAGUUAAAAGAAAUGCAAAAAAAAGGCAUUGAUGCAGAUGUGGUAACUUGGAAUAUAAUUUAUAAUUUACUUGAGGAUGAAAUUAGUAAAAAAUUAUUGCUAGAAAAUAGAACCAUGUCUAUGGUACCUAUGGAUCAAUUUUUGAUCAAAGCAAUAUUAAAUGAUCUUGCUUUGAAAAAUGGCAUCAAUGGUCGUAAUAUAAUUGAAAUUAUUGAAAGUUUUCAAUUACCAAUUGAUGAACAUUUAAUAAAUAUAACAUUAAAAAGUUUUACACAAGAAAACCAAUUUUUGCCAGCUUGGUUAAUUGUUGAAUACUGUGAUAAAGAAUCGGGAUUGAAUCCUGGUGUUCCACAUUUAAAUAUGUUUUUAGCACCAAUAUCAGAAAUGGGUAGAAUAGAUUUAAUGGUUGCAACGUUAAAUACAUUCAAAAAAAGAUUUAAAGUUAGACCAAAUUUUGAUUCUUAUAAUUUAAUAAUGAAAUGUAUCUCAAGAUCAUUAGAAUGGGAUGGAAAAUCUUCUGUUCUUAGAAUAUUUUAUCAUCAAAUGAUGGGAAGAUUGAAAAAUUGUCAGGCAGGUGAAUAUUGGAUUCGUCGUAUUCGUGCAAGAGAAAAAAUGAUUUACGAUAGAGAUGUUAAAUUAAGUACACCGUUAACCACAAAAGAAAUCGAAUUAUCAAAUGAAAUGCAAAUUUUAAGAUGGAACUUUGAUGUUAAAAUUAAGGAUUUUGAAUCACGGUUACCACAAAAAUUUCCAGAACUUGUUGCUAAACUCGGUUAUAAAGUUUUAAAACAUGAUAAUCUUCAUGAAUCCAAAAAUAUAGAUAAUAUUGAACAUAGAAAAGAAUUAGCCAAAAAAUAUAAAGGUGGUAUAUCGAAUAUUGCAAUCAUGAAAAGCAUGGCUAAAAGAGUUCCAUAUGCUAUAAAUUCUUAUAAAGCUUUACAGAACGAGUUACAAGAACGAAAAAUUUUAAAAUAA